Messenger RNA from Octopus bimaculoides (California two-spot octopus), 1287 nucleotides. Its product is annotated as protein ZBED8L. NCBI's taxonomy places the organism in Eukaryota, Metazoa, Mollusca, Cephalopoda, Octopoda, Octopodidae. The record is from RefSeq and is a predicted model, not a curated record.
AUGCCCAAAAUAGAGUCUGAACCUAACUCCCUCAUUCCAAUCUAUGGCUCACUUCCUGUGUCGUUCCGCUUCAUCAACCAAGAGGAGAUGGAAGCUUCCGUGAAGGAGUUCUUCGCAUCAAAAGGUCAAGAACUGGAAUCAGCCUGGAUCAAAGAACUGGAAGAAAGAUGGUUUCAGACGGUACAACACGAUGGCUUCUAUUUUGAACGGUGCAAGCGUUACCCAUGGAUAAAUUUUUGUUUGAAACGGAAUGCUCAUGAUGAAAUCAACUCAGAAUCUGAUACAGAGACAGAAGAGAUUGUUCAGAAAAAUAAAUUAAGAAAAUACGACGUGGAGUAUAUUCGAUUUGGAUUCAUUGAAAGUGUGUCUAAUGCUAACAGACCACAGUGUUUACUUUGUCAUAAGCUGUUGUCGAAUGAAGCCUUGAAACCAGCUAAAUUACAGCGACAUUUAACAACACUACAUCCUCAAUUUGCCACAAACCCAAAAGAUUUUUUUGAAAGAAAAAAGGAUGCAUAUUUAAAAGAGACAAUAACUUUUAAAAUGUCAAUAACAUCAAAUUAUAAACUACUACGGGCAUCUUAUUUAGUGGCACUGAGAGUGGCUCGUGCUAAGAAGGCCCAUAAUAUUGCUGAAGAACUUGUAUUGCCCGGUGCAAUAGACAUAUGUGAGGCAGUUUUGGAUGGAAAAUGUGCUGCGAAAUUGAAAGCUGUGCCACUGUCAGACAACACAAUUGCGCGAAAACUAGAAGAUAUGUCAAAAUAUAUAAAAUCUCAGUUAAUUGACAGAGUGAAAACAAGCUUUUUUGCAUUACAACUUGAUGAAAGCACAGAUAUUACCAGUGUGUCUCAACUUAUGGUGUAUGUGCGAUAUUGUUGGGAAAGUGAAAUGCUUGAAGAUUUUCUAUCUUGCUAUCCUAUGCCCACUAGAACAACUGGGGAGGAAGUUUUCAAAGUAUUGGACUCUUUUCUUUUUCAAUCAGGCUUGUUAUGGAGCCGUUGUAUUGGCAUAUGUACAGAUGGGGUGGCAUCAAUGAUCGGUAUUCACUCGGGCGUUGUGGGAUAUAUUAAGAAAGUAGCACCUAACAUCACUGCAACGCAUUGCAUGAUUCAUCGAGAAGCUCUGGUUGCCAAAAAAAUGGAUGCUUCUUUGCCCGAAGUCUUGUCAUGUAUUAAAGUGAUAAAUUUCAUUAAAAAAAGACCACUGUAUAGUCGUUUCUUUGUAAUACUCUGUGGUGAGAUGGGGGAUGAACAUUCAAGUCUGUUGCUUCAUACAGAGGUAAGAUGA